AUGUACUACGGCGAUCCAUUAAACCUGGCCUCCACUCUCACUCCCCUCCUCCCUUCACCCUUCAAACGACCACUACUCGUUGGGGCUUGCAUCAGCGUGGAUGUUCUGGCAACUCAGGGCAUUCCCAUCGACCCAGACAUCCCAGUGGCCGAUGCCACCUGGGAAUCACGCCUUUUCCCUCUCGCCUUUCGCCUCGCAGUGUGCCGGACACAAUACGAAGCGGGAUUCAUCGAGGUUUACGAUAUCACCGCUGAGAUUCAGGACGGCGACGUUCGAUACUCGAGCACUCGGCUAAAAUGCCAUGCCCUGGCAUGCUGGGAUGAGGCUGCAAGGAUCUCUCGCCCUUGCUCGCUGCUCGGGGACUAUCUGGCAUACGUCACAAUGGAUCAUGAUGUGAGGAUCAUCGAUUGGACCUCGUUCGAUCCACGAGACCCCACGACCAGAAUCUGCCCACCGAGCAUCUUUGAGUAUGUCCUGCUACUACCCAAUCGGAGAAUUUUGUUGAUGGACGACAAUGCUUCCAUCUGGGACUGGGAGCAGGGCAGAAAAUUGGCUGCUGCAAACUCACCAGACGCGUGGUCGAAGCCUGACUGGCAGUCGUCCGACUUCUUCCUCACGCCCCAUUCAUUUACUAGCCCCUUCUACACUCGCGGGUCCAUUCGUCUGGUCCUCGCCGCGGCCGACGUGCUCCUCGGAGUGAUUAUCCCAACGGACACCGAGAAACUAACACACUCUGACGUCUCCACGGUCCGCCUUUUGGAAGCCCCGAUGCCCUUUGGCGCAAACAGACGAUGGUUCGGCUAUCGUAAAGGCGCGUAUCUCGCUCAAGAUGGCGAUAGCUUGGUCUGUUACAAAUGGCCGGACGACGACCUCCCCCCUCGCUCCCACCAGUCCACCAGCCUUCCAGGGGAGUUCUGGGAUAUGGACAGCUCUUUCGUGGCAGACGGCGACUAUACACGCCUCGUCGCCUUCUCGCCUCAAAUCUCGCCACCAUCAUGUACUUUAUUCGGAUAG
Coprinopsis cinerea okayama7#130 is the source of this 1014-nucleotide messenger RNA. RefSeq lists its product as hypothetical. The record is from RefSeq and is a predicted model, not a curated record. The transcript has 2 exons. NCBI's taxonomy places the organism in Eukaryota, Fungi, Basidiomycota, Agaricomycetes, Agaricales, Psathyrellaceae. The coding region runs from base 1 to 1014 and encodes 337 amino acids.